AUGUCCACUUUUGUCAUCGAACAUAUGGAGGAGGGCUUCUCCGACUGGGUCAAGCUCGAGUACGCCGCCAUCGCCUCCGAUGUCGGCUCCGACAAGUUCUACCUCUCUUCUCUGCCCAAGGGCACAGAGCUUCCCGAGAUCCUGAUCAAGGCCGAAGUCCAGGGCACCGAGACUGAGAUCACCAAAUUCGAGACUGUCAUCCCCAGCUUUGACAAGUCCCGGGUCUGUCUUCUUGAUCCCUCGGCUGAAGAGACUCUUUCUCCUGAGGACGGAGACAAGUUCGACAUCUUCCUGUUUGGAGGUAUUCUCGGUGACCAUCCUCCUCGAGAUCGGACUGGCGAGCUUCGAAAGUACGGAUUUGCCGGCCGAAACCUGGACAAGUUCCAAAUGACCACAGACACCGCUGUGCGGGUGACCAAGAAGGUGGUGGACGACAAGAUCCCCAUUGACAAGAUCCCUUACGUGGACUACCCGGAACUCAAGUUCUCCAAGUACGAGAGCACUGAGAUGCCCUUCCGAUACGUCACUGACGCCGAGGGAAAGCCCAUCAUGCCCAAGGGUAUGUUUGAGCUCAUCAAGAUGGACUCUGAGAAGUCCCUGGACGACAUGCUCUAA
Yarrowia lipolytica CLIB122 is the source of this 615-nucleotide messenger RNA. RefSeq lists its product as uncharacterized. The record is from RefSeq and is a predicted model, not a curated record. Gene Ontology annotation, molecular function: protein-arginine omega-N monomethyltransferase activity. NCBI's taxonomy places the organism in Eukaryota, Fungi, Ascomycota, Dipodascomycetes, Dipodascales. Gene Ontology annotation, biological process: peptidyl-arginine methylation.